Molecule: messenger RNA, 1185 nt
Organism: Vigna umbellata (rice bean)
Lineage: Eukaryota; Viridiplantae; Streptophyta; Magnoliopsida; Fabales; Fabaceae
Source: RefSeq, a predicted model, not a curated record
UACCUGCUGCAUUGGUCGGUUAGAGAGAUAAUAAUCCUGCACCACUUUCUGCAAUCUCUGCACUCUUUUAUAUUAUUCUCUAUCUCUCUUCUGCAAAGUGCAAACCCUACUUACUUUCAAAUCUCCUUCUUCUCUCCCUUCCCAUACUCUGCUCCCAACUUUUCUCCCUUUCUUCCAUUCCUCCGUGUCUCUCGCAGUUUCAAACUCAUGGACGUGGACAUACUCAAAACUUCCACGAGUGAUACCAGCAUGGACAUGAUCAUGAUGAUGCAAAUGGAAAAGUUCCCGGAGUUAUGUGAGCCUUUUUAUAACAACACCACUCCUCUCUACCCAGAAAACGAGUUCUUAAACUCCACCACCACCACACUGCCUGUGUUCUCCAACGUUAACCCAAACGUUAUAACUCCACCCCCCACUUUGAUCAAUCCACCGCCACCACCUUCCUCUAAUUUUGUUCUCCAACAACCCAUGACACCUCCUCUACAACCCAACCCUUCGUUCUCGGAGAAGAAGAAUUCCGUGGCGGCCAUGAGGGAGAUGAUUUUCCGCGUAGCGGUGAUGCAACCUAUUCAUAUAGACCCUGAAUCUAUCAAGCCUCCCAAGAGAAGGAACGUGAAGAUUUCGAAGGAUCCGCAGAGUGUGGCAGCGAGGCACAGAAGGGAAAGGAUUAGCGAGCGAAUAAGGAUCCUUCAGAGAUUAGUCCCUGGUGGGACCAAAAUGGACACGGCUUCUAUGUUGGACGAAGCCAUACACUACGUAAAGUUCUUGAAGAAACAAGUCCAGACGCUGGAACAAGCCGGAGCAAGUAGACCCUUGAGCGUUUUUGGCUUUCCUAGUACUGUGUCCAAUGCCAAUAAUAACGUUAAUUAUUCCUCCUUCAUGAAGAGUUGCCAACCGUGUCAUAUGCUGGGUUCUGCAGCUUCUAAACACAUGCUGAGUUGAGUUGAGUUGAGUUCAGAAGAACCGUUUGCUUCAUACAUGCAUGAAAAAUGAAAAUCAAUGAAUUAUAUAUGAGCUGUAUAUUGAUCUUCAUCAUAGUUUUUUUUGUCAUCGAUGGUGCAUGGGUUAUAAAGACAGUCUUCGCCAGUGUAAUUGUCGUUGUUUUAAGAAUUUCUUUUUCUCUUUUCAUACCUAAACUGGGAAAGCAAUCAAUAAAACUGAUAUGAAUGAAUAUCAUUUUCUUCA